Molecule: messenger RNA, 933 nt
Organism: Endocarpon pusillum Z07020
Lineage: Eukaryota; Fungi; Ascomycota; Eurotiomycetes; Verrucariales; Verrucariaceae
Exons: 1
Coding region: 1-933 (310 amino acids)
Source: RefSeq, a predicted model, not a curated record
AUGCUGUGUAAAGGCGUAGGGAUGUUACCUCGAAGUCAUCCAUUUGCACAUCCACCCAAUGCAGCAAAAUUCUUAGCACGGCGAAAGCCUAUCUCAGAGAGAAGAGUCCACUACACCACAAUUCUCUGUCCUUCGGCGCGCAGACAGACCCUAGCACUUUCGGUCGACGUACCGGGCCUGUUCGAAACCAAACCCUUCUCUUGGAAGCGGUCACUCUCCCUCUUGUCGCAAUCUCCACCCAGCGACCGAACUCUGUACUUCCGCGGCCACCCCAAUGCUUUCAAAUGCAUCAUCGUCCUUGAAGAACUCGGUCUGCGAUACGAAGUCGUUCAACUCGAAGGAGGUAGCGAUCCUGAAACAAUACCUGGCUUUCUCCACAAGAACACCAGCGCGCGCACUCCUACUCUCCGCGAUGGAGACAUUGGUGUCUUCGGCUUCGGCGGGAUAACAGCGUACCUAGUCGACCAUUAUGACCCCUCCGCUUCGCUGUCCUACCCACGUGGCACGCCGGAAUAUUACACCAUGCAGAGCUGGUUUCUGACUCAGGUCAGCCGCUCUAAGGCGAGGUUUGUCUCCCAGGAGUCGCCUCAUGGCAUCAUCGUGUCAUACCAUAGGUCAGAACGUAUAAUCAAGGACUUGGACGCAAGGUUAUCCCAGGUGGAGUGGCUGUCGGGUGACAGAUAUACGUUUGCGGAUAUUGCUAGUUAUGGCUGGGCGAGGUGUAACCCAGCCCUGAGGACAGUUGAUUUAGCUGCCUUUCCAGCCUUCAAGCGCUGGGUAGAGAGGAUCGAAGGGCGGAAGGCGGUUCAGAAGGCGAUUGACACACAAACUCGCUUGCUGAAAGAAGGGAAAGAAGGCAAAGAAGGCAAAGAAGGCAAAGAAGGCGAAGAAGGACAAGCAUCCGCUGCACCAGAACAGGGGAUGGACAGAUAG